GGCCAGACGCGAUGUUGCGGUGGGCGCGCGCGCUGCGCUCCCGCAGCGGCCGGCGGAGCCCCCCGGGGCCGGCAGCGGGGGCAGCCCCGGACAGACCCCUCCGGACCGCCGCCCCGCUCGCCUCCGACUUCUUCCGCGAGCUCGGGCCAUAUUUGAAGCACAUGGCUCAGACUCUGAAGGAGCAGCUGCCGACGCUGGGGGGGAUGGGGGGAGGCUGGACCCCCCCGGGAAGCCCCUCCGGCUCACACCCCCCCGAAGAAGCCGACGUGGUGGUGGUGGGGGGCGGCGUGGUGGGCUGGUCCGUGGCGUACUGGCUGAAGGCUCUGGAGCGCCGGCGCUACGGCAUGAAGGUGCUGGUGGUGGAGCGGGACCCCACGUAUUCCCAGGCCUCCACGGUGCUGUCGGUGGGGGGCAUCCGGCAGCAGUUCUCCCUGCCCGAGAACAUCCGCAUGUCCCGUUUCUCUGCCGCCUUCCUGCGCAACAUCAACGAGCACCUUGGGGUGCUGAACGAGCCCCCCAUCGACAUCCAGUUCCAGCCCUCGGGGUACCUUUUCCUCGCCUCUCCACAGAACGCUGCUGUGCUGGAGGCCACAGUCCAGCUCCAGAGGGAGGAAGGGGCGCAGGUUGCCCUGUUGUCUCCCACCCAGCUGAAGGAAAAGUUCCCCUGGAUGGACACGGAGGACGUGGCUGUGGGGUCCUAUGGUCUGGAGGAUGAAGGCUGGUUCGACCCCUGGACCCUCCUCAAUGCUUUCAAGCGCAAAGCCAUGUCCCUGGGGGUCUGCAGCUGCACUGGGGAGGUAAAAGGCUUCGUCACCUCGGCUGAGGACACGGCCCCACGGCAGGGAACGGCAGGCACGGCUCGCAUCAAAUACGUCCAUGUGCACAUGCAGGACAGCCUGGAGUACCAGCCGGUCACCUGCGCCAUCGUGAUCAACACGGCCGGCGCCUGGGCUGGGAAGCUGCUGGAGGCAAAGGGGCUGCCCAGGUGGCUGUGCCAGCCCCCCCUGCCCAUCCAGCCCAGGAAAAGGUACGUGUACACCUGGCACUGUCCCCACGGCCCUGGCUUUUCCUCCCCUUUCUUCGUCGACACCACUGGCGCCUAUUUUCGCCCCGACGGCAGCGCCGGCAACUACCUGGGCAGCAUGAGCCCCUCUGAGGAGGAGGAGCCAGACCCCAGCGAUCUCUCUGUGGAUCACGAGUUUUUCCAGGAGCAGAUCUGGCCUCGGCUGGCUCGGCGCGUCCCCGCCUUCGAAUCCCUCCGUGUCCGGAGCUCCUGGGCGGGUUAUUACGACUACAACUCCUUCGACCGUAACGCUGUGCUGGGCCGUCACCCCAGACUCGAAAACAUGUUCCUAGCCGCGGGAUUUAGCGGGCACGGCUUGCAGCACUCCCCUGCUGCCGGCAGAGCUGUGGCUGAGCUGGUGGUAAAAGGAGGUUACCAGAGCCUGGACCUGAGCCGCUUGGGAUGGGGGAGGUUGGUGGAAGGAGAACCGCUGCAGGAGGCUGGGGUGGUGUGAUGGAGAUGGGGAGGGGGGGGAGGUGAGGUACAGCAGUGGGGAACCCCCCUCCCCAGGGCUGGAGGGUGAGGGAGGGAGCGGUGGUGUGUCCUGCUGGAAUAAAAACAACAG
Molecule: messenger RNA, 1628 nt
Organism: Colius striatus (speckled mousebird)
Lineage: Eukaryota; Metazoa; Chordata; Aves; Coliiformes; Coliidae
Gene: FOXRED1
Product: FAD dependent oxidoreductase domain containing 1
Exons: 10
Coding region: 12-1517 (501 amino acids)
Cellular component (GO): cytoplasm
Molecular function (GO): oxidoreductase activity
Source: RefSeq, a predicted model, not a curated record